AUGCGCAGCGAAGCCAGUUUUCGUAGCUGCAUUUCCUGCUUGCUGUUUCCAACCGAAGCGAUGGCAGAAGUGAAAGCUGCCUUGAGAUAUGGAGUUAUAGCUGCUUUCUUAAGCUCCACGGUGCUCGCUUUUGUUGAAGAUCUAGAUGAAACGUUUAAAGAUACCAGGUUGAAUGAGAUCUGGCUGGUUGAUUUCUAUGCCCCAUGGUGUGGUUACUGUAAAAAGCUCGAGCCAAUAUGGCAGGAAGUGGGAGCGGAGCUGAAGAGCUCUGGGUCGCCGGUGCAUGUUGGAAAGAUGGACGCUACUGCUUACUCAGGAAUGGCAUCCGAGUUUGGCGUUCGUGGAUACCCGACGAUAAAACUGUUAAAGGGAGAUCUCGCCUACAGCUACAAGGGACCGAGAACCAAAGAUGAUAUUGUAGAGUUUGCCAACAGAGUGGCGGGACCAGCCGUUCGAGCCCUUCCCAGCAACCAGAUGUUUGAGCAUGUGCUGAAACGGCAUGACGUUCUUUUUGUGUACGUCGGUGGGGAGUCUCCUCUCAAAGAGAGGUACAACGAUGUAGCAUCUGAGCUCAUCGUCUACACCUACUUCUUCUCAGCCUCAGAGGAAUCCCUACCAGGGUGCGUGUCUUUGUCAGAGCUUCCUGCUGUUAUUGUCUUCAAGGAUGGAGGUCAUUUUACGUAUGAUGAAUACGAGGACGGUGUCCUGUCAUCGUGGGUGAACAAAGAACGCUUUCAAGGAUACCUUCAGAUCGAUGGUUUUACGUUGUAUGAGCUUGGUGAAACAGGCAAACUGGUGGCGAUCGCGAUCAUAGAUGAGAAGGACCCUACAGAGGAGAGCAGCAGAUUAAAGACCUUGAUGCAGAGGGUGGCGAAGGAAUACAGAGAACAUUUUAACAGGGACUUCCAGUUUGGCCACAUAGAUGGGAACGACUACAUUAACAGCCUCAUUAUGGGCGAGGUGGCCGUGCCCUCUGUAAUCAUCCUCAACACGUCCAACGAGCAGUACUUCCUGCCCAGUGAGCCGAUUGAGAGCAUGGAGCAGCUGGUUCAAUUCAUCAACAGUGUUUUGAACGGUUCUGCACAGGCAUAUGGAGGUGAUGGUUUCAUUCAGAGGGUCAAACGAGUGGCCUUUGAUGCCAGGUCCACCAUAAUGUCUGUGUUUCGUAGCUCUCCGCUGCUGGGCUGCUUCCUUUUUGGCCUCCCGCUCGGUGUAAUUAGCUUGAUGUGCUACGGCAUCUGCACAGCCGAGUCCGAUGAUGGUUUGGAAGACGCUGAUGCGCUCAAAAGGGAGGGGCUAACUGACGAGGAGGAGGAAGAGGAGGAGGAGAGGCAACGCACCGCUGAACUGGAAGGUCCUGAAGACAAGGAGGAGGAGGAGGAGGAUGUUGGUGAAAAGGAUCCUGAAGAGAAGAAAACUGAUUAACGCAGGGGCACGCAUCAGAUAGAAGAUGAUUGACCCAGUCGGACGCGGUGACAUGAAACUCGAAGACAAAUCUGUGUGAUAUCAUUCUUUGUUUUUCAUUUCACUUUUUUCCUCAAAGCCCCUCUAGCACAGACUGUUGUUCUGCUUUUCAGUUCUGUGUAUCGAUGUGAGGCUGGCUUCUUGGCGAAGCCUCUGAAUUAAAAAUAACAGCCUUUUCAAUUAUGGAGCGUGAACAAUAAACAGGAA
Messenger RNA from Nematolebias whitei (Rio pearlfish), 1671 nucleotides. RefSeq names its product thioredoxin related transmembrane protein 3b (gene tmx3b). Gene Ontology annotation, cellular component: endoplasmic reticulum. The transcript has 16 exons. Gene Ontology annotation, biological process: peptidyl-cysteine oxidation. The record is from RefSeq and is a predicted model, not a curated record. NCBI's taxonomy places the organism in Eukaryota, Metazoa, Chordata, Actinopteri, Cyprinodontiformes, Rivulidae. Gene Ontology annotation, molecular function: protein disulfide isomerase activity. Bases 1 to 1425 code for a protein of 474 amino acids.